Nyctereutes procyonoides (raccoon dog) is the source of this 6518-nucleotide messenger RNA. Its product is annotated as cytochrome P450 4A6-like. NCBI's taxonomy places the organism in Eukaryota, Metazoa, Chordata, Mammalia, Carnivora, Canidae. The transcript is spliced from 12 exons. The record is from RefSeq and is a predicted model, not a curated record. The coding region runs from base 47 to 1579 and encodes 510 amino acids. Gene Ontology annotation, molecular function: heme binding; oxidoreductase activity, acting on paired donors, with incorporation or reduction of molecular oxygen; monooxygenase activity.
UUCAGCAACACUCAGGGAGAGUUAGUGACGCAGCAGCCCCUGAACCAUGAGUGUCUCUGUACUGAGCCUCACAAGACCCCUGGACACUGUGUCUGGGCUCCUGCAGGUGGCCUCCCUGCUAGGCCUGGCUCUGCUGCUGCUCAAGGCAGCACAACUCUACCAGCGCAGGCAGUGGCUGCUCAAAGCUGUCCAGCAGUUCCCGUCUCCUCCUUCCCACUGGUUCUUUGGGCACAAGCAGGAGUUCCAAACGGGUCAGGAGCUGCAAGUGCUUCAGAAAUGGACAGAGAAAUACCCUUGUGCCAGUCCUCGUUGGCUAUGGGGAAGCAGAGUUAGCCUCGUAGUCUAUGACCCAGACUACAUGAAGAUGAUCCUGGGGCGAUCAGACCCAAAAGCUGGUGGUUCCUACACAUUCAUCACUCCAUGGAUAGGGUAUGGUUUGCUCAUGCUGAAUGGAGAGACAUGGUUCCAGCACCGGCGGAUGCUGACCCCAGCCUUCCACUAUGACAUCCUGAAGCCUUACGUGAGACUCAUGGCUGACUCUGUCCAAGUGAUGCUGGACAAGUGGGAGGAACUCCUCACCCAGGACUCACAUCUGGAGAUCUUUGAACAUGUCUCCUUGAUGACCUUGGACACUAUUAUGAAGUGUGCCUUCAGCUACCAGGGCAACCACCAGGCAGACAGGAACUCCCAGGCCUACAUUCAGGCCAUUCGAGAUCUGAACAACCUGGUGUUUGCCCGGGUGAGAAAUGUUUUCUACCAGAAAGACAUCUUCUACUGGCUGACCUCUGAAGGCCGCAGGAACCACAAGGCCCGCCAGAUUGCCCAUAAACACACAGACCGAGUGAUCAAGCUGAGGAAGGCUCAGCUACAGGACGAGGGAGAGCUGGAGAAGGUCAGGAACAAGAGGCACUUGGACUUCCUGGACAUCCUCCUCUUUGCCAAAAUGGAGAAUGGGAGGGGCUUGUCUGACAAGGACCUCCGUGCAGAAGUGGACACGUUCAUGUUUGAGGGGCAUGACACCACAGCCAGUGGCAUCUCCUGGAUCCUCUAUGCUCUGGCCACACACCCCGAGCAUCAGCAGAGGUGCCGGGAGGAGAUCCAGAGCCUUCUGGGGGAUGGUACCUCCAUCACCUGGGAGCACCUGGACCAGAUGCCCUACACCACCAUGUGCAUCAAAGAGGCAUUGCGACACUAUCCACCAGUUCCAGGUGUUGGCAGAGAGCUCAGCAAGCCCAUCACCUUCCCUGAUGGACGCUCCUUGCCCAAAGGAUUCUUAGUCUUGCUCUCCUUUUAUGCUCUUCACCACAACCCGAAUGUGUGGCCAAACCCAGAGGUGUUUGACCCUUCCCGCUUUGCACCAGAUGCCUCUCGACACAGCCAUGCUUUCCUGCCCUUCUCAGGAGGAUCAAGGAACUGCAUCGGGCAGCACUUUGCCAUGAACGAGUUGAAGGUGGCGGUGGCCCUGACCCUGCUCCGCUUUGAGCUGGCACCAGAUCCCUUCAAGAUCCCUGUUCCAACUCCAAGAAUUGUAUUGAUGUCCAAGAAUGGGAUCCACCUGCAUCUCAGGAAGCUCCUCUAACCCUUGUGGGGACAAAGAUGAGCCCCGAGGGCCUCCUGCCUCCCAUUCUGUCUUCCUGUCAGUCUCUCCUGUCUGCUGGCUUCUGCUCACUUCCUGCUUCCCCUCUGUCCACCUGCCAGCCUUCCUGCUCUCUUGCUCUUGCCCAUCAGACUGUCUGUGCUUCUCUGUCUCACCUUUUCCAAGAUUCCUUCGUGUUUGUCUGUUAUUAUUCUCCUAACGAGGUGUCACUCUGACUGCCGAUGCAAAUUGUGAUUUCUUGCCUGUCCUUCAGGCUGUCUGUUAUCUCCCUGUCAUAGUUCCUUGCCGCCUACUUGUCUGUUCCUAUAAAGUUUUCUCUUACUUCUUAACCAAGUUAUACAAUCGUAGUUCCUUUAAAGAGCACAAAUUGAUAAUCUUGUGUUUUAGGAGAUCAGAAAUCUGAAAUGAGUCUCACUGGGUAGCAAUGAAGGCAUGUAGAUGCUCUAAAGGAUAAUGUCUUCUCUUGCAUUUUCCACCUUCUCAGAAUUCACUCUUAAGGCUAUCAAUCAGGCUAAUCAGUAAGGCUAAGCGUCCUGAUUUAUCAUGGAAAUAGUCUUUUCUUCAAUUCAACUGAGUCAGAUGUUAACCAUAACUAUCAAAUUUUUAGUGUAACAUCUAGACUUUUGUUUAAUUAAACAAGGGUACUCCAGCCAAUCCAAGUGCACCCAUAAAGCAAGACAUGUCAGUCCACGUUUGGUGCACUUGGCAUUCACACAUUCCCUUACACCAUACUUCCUCCCUAACUAAGUAAAAUAAAGUCAUGCUUCUGCCAACUCAGCUCCCUAUGAUUGAAGCUGUGUAGUCCCUUCUCCCCAACAACAAAGGCCAAGUUUUUUGAGGGUUUCUCUCUUUUCCCCCAAACGCUGUAACCUAAAUGCUAUGACACAAACUUUACUAGUUUUACAUGUUACGUUUUACAUGUAACACUUUUUACAUGUGCAGGUUAUAAGACAAGGAAGGAAAAAUCUGACGCACAUAUGUACAUAAUCAUACUCAUAACAAAUAAGGGGAAAAUGCUAGAAACCAUUACACUCCCUAUUUCUAUAACCUGUGACAUAGCCAUCAUUAGCAUUUAAAACACCCUUAUUCCAUUACCCAUUUCAGAGUUUAUUUGCCCUCUAAAAGCACCUCAGCCAGUUUUGGGGGUUUUUCUUGCCUUGUACAAUGACCCAAAUCUUCACUCUUGAGGGUUCUGGGUCAUUACCAACCUUUCCUCAACUGGCCUGUGGCAUUUUCCCCUUUAAUGACAGGGCAUGGUAGGUCUAAGAGAUGCUGUAGUACUUUCUUCACUCCAAGUAACUCCUUUGUUUUUGUUGCCUUUGUUGCCUAGAAACUGCCACUUUCCCAGUUGGUAAUCAUGAUCAGUCUAGUACAGUCAUUCCUCCUGAUUCAGACCCAUGAGGAGCCCAAUGUGGCCAGCAAGUUUAUUCAUGUAGUCACUCUUGUGUCUCCUGGUGGAAGCACUCCUGCCUUUGGAAGUAAGACCAGUAGGACAAUGGAGCAUAAGGUUGCAGUAAAAAUUCCCCCAAAUUUUUGUAAUCAGAUUGAUAGAGGUAAUCAUGAGUGGUGCCAUUCCCAUUUCCAUCCCUGAAUCCUGGAUGGUUGAGCCCUGGUUAUGGACGAAAAGAACCAUAUAUUGUACAUUGAUUUAAAGCAGAUAGAGCCUACUGGAGAGCCUUCCUUCAACCCUGUAAGUUAUUGCCACCUCGCUGCUGCUGUAUACCCAAACCUACCCUGAGGUUAUUUCUCUGGAUCUGGAAUGCAUAACUGUAAUGGAUAUACCAUCCCCAACUGACUACAAAGACUCGGUAGCAUAGAGGGGUUCGAUGGCACCGGUUCCAUGGGGAUCUUCCCAUAUGUUCCUAUUUCAAUGGUCAGGCUCCCAUUUCUCAGUGUUCUCAUUGUAAAGGAUGACAGGCUGUAACUUAUGGAAUUCAUUUUCCUUUUAGUUCAUACACAGGCAGGAUGAUCCCUGGGUUUUGUUUAAUAAAUCUGAGCCCUACCUAAAGCCUGUGGCUAUAUGUCGGGAUGAUCUUCAAUGCAGACAUAGAAGCUUCAAUCAGUGAUUUCUUUCUUUGGUCAGAGAAUUGGGUUUUUUUUCAGAUUAUUUUUAUUUAUUCGUGAAAUACUCACAAAGAUAGAGGCAGAGACAUAGACAGGGGAGAACCAGGCUCCAUGCAGGGAGCCCGAUGGGUGACUGGAUCUUGGGACUCCAAGGUCACGCUCUGAGCUGAAGGCAGACGCUCAACCACUGAGCCACCCAUGUGACACUCAUUCUGAGAAUUUUAAUCCUCCACAUUACUCUUUCCUUUUCCCACUCUCCCCAGUACAACAUGGAUAUCCAGUCACUCUUCUUAUGCUCCUUAGUUUAACUAAAAUGUUUUAAGGCGUCAAAUACAUACUGACCAGAACCUUCCCUUUAACAAGUCUGUGAUUAGCAUUAUCACUGAUGAUGUCCUGUGUACUGCAACAUCAGACCCAGGGCUACCAGUGUCCUCUUUACCUUUGGCAGUUAGAGUCAUCAGUGUCUUUCCAACUAAUCCUCUUGAAGCACCAAUUCAAGAAACCCAGAGUCAAUUCAGGGAACUCAUUAUCAUUCCGCCUCUCUUAGAACCAUUAUUGGUAUCAUAAUUUAUCUUAGUCAACGAUCAACCAGAAAAAGAAAACAAUUAGAAAAGAAGCUUCCCCGGGGUCAGAAAAAAAAAAAAGAACAAUGGGACAAACCCAGAAAUACAAUGUAUCUGAGCUCCAAUUUGUGACCACCCAAUAGCUUUCUUUUUUUUUUUUAAUUUUUUAUUUAUUUAUUUAUGAUAGUCACACAGAGAGAGAGAGAGGCAGAGACAUAGGCAGAGGGAGAAGCAGGCUCCAUGCACCGGGAGCCCGACGUGGGACUCCAUCCCGGGUCUCCAGGAUCGCGCUCUGGGCCAAAGGCAGGCGCCAAACCGCUGCGCCACCCAGAGAUCCCCACCCAAUAGCUUUCUUAUGUUCUCCCUGUGUUCUCACUGAGCAGCUUAAGUAAAAAAGGGGACAAGGGGACCAGGCAGUGCAGUUGAUGGGAUGCCUGACUGAGGUCACAGCAGGGAAGGAAAGGGCAGGGAAGGGUCAUGUUCAGGCAGCACCAAUGGUCUGGGAAGUGUCGGGCAAGGUAAGUCGGUGCCCACUCAGCAAUCCACGGGAGGAAGAAAUUAAACACACUUGGUGUCAUGGGAUUUGUAGAGGAAAGAUGAUAAGGUCAUGCACAGACUGAGAGGUUCCCAGAAGAGGCUGGCAGAUAGAUAGGACAUGCACGGACCUCAGCUCCCCAAGCUCGAGUUGUAGGCCCCAGGACUCCUUCCCACAUGGUGCCUGAGCUCUUUGCUCUCAGGAAGCCCUAUACUCUCCUGGGAAUGCUGUCACCCCCAGCUGUACCAAACUUUAGAGAAGUCACGCUCACAGAUGUUCAGGAAGUCGAGGAACAGUCCAAACCAGAGUGGGUGGCAUAAUGGAACUGGUGACCCUGGACCCAACUUUGUCCAGGCUCCCUGUCUACUGCCUCAGAAAUGUGAGUGAAUGCCAGGCCCCUCCGGAGCCCACUGUGCCAGCCAGGCUCUAAGUCCCUGGGCCCGGGAGAGAAGGGGCUACCCAGGUAGAUCCUCGCAAAGUCCUCCUGUCCUCUUCCAGCCCCUCGUAGACAGUCAUGGUCUUAGUCUCCUGUCCAGUCCCAGAGCUACCACUCUAAGCCCAAGCAACCCUCUUCCUGCACCUACGUGAGUUCGAUAACCUGCUUCCACAGGUUCCUGUCAUCAACCCUCAAUCUAUCCUGCCCUCACAGAGAGAUGUCUUUCUAUGCUGUAAAGCUGUUUUCCUGAGAGAGAGAGAGAGAGAGAGAGAGAGAGAGAGAACAUCAGCUUGUCAUGCUAUGUAGAAAUCUACUCAGUUGGGCCCCUGUUAUGUAUUGGACUGUUUUUGAGGACCUACUAUGUGCAGGACAUUGUCUAGAUGUCUCAGGUCAUGAGACAGACCUGAUCCUACCCUUUAUUCUAUGGGGCAGACCAACACAACUAAACAAUUAAGAAACAUGAACGCGAGCGUGUUGUGGCCCGUUAAUGGUACCAAGAAGCAUCCAGGAAUAAAAAUACCUAUUUCCCUUUAAAAUGAGGCAACUCAAACUGAACCUAGUCUCUCUGAGAUGGUGGUCAAUGGGUCCAAUGUGAUCCUGUUUUUCUCCUCCAUUUGUUUGUCAAUCAGUAAGACUGCACCGAGUGCCACAAAUCGGCACAGCCCUAUGUCACAUGCUUUAGAAGCAUAAGGGUACAGGUUGCCCUGUUAGAACCUUCAACAGCUCUUUGGUUGGGCUGUCUGGAUCCCAGAUGAAUGGGAAAGAUGUUACUAGUUAAUCAAUGUUGACCAUGCCAGUUGGAGAGGAUGUGGAGAAAGGGGAACCCUCUUGCACUGUUGGUGGGAAUGGUACAGCCACUCGUGCAGUCUCUCUGGAAAAUUGUGUGGAGGUUCCUCAAAAAGUUGAAAAUAGUUCUGCCCUACAACCCACAAUUGCACUGCUGGGGAUUUACCCCAAAGAUACAGACGCAAUGAAACGAUGAACAGUUUCACCCCGAUGUUUAUAGCAGCCGUGUCCACUAUAGCCAAACUGUGGAAGGAACCUAGGUGUCCAUCGAAGGAUGAAUAGAUCAAGAAGAUGUGUUCUAUGUAUACAAAGGAAUAUUAGCCAUUAGAAAUGACAAAUACCCACCAUUUGCUUCGACGUGGAUGAUACUGGAGGGUAUUAUGUUGAGUGAAAUAAGUCAAUCUGAGAACAACAAACAUUAUAUGGUCUCAUUCAUUUGGGGAAUAUAAAAAUUAAUGAAAGAGAAUAAAGGAAAAGGAGAGGAAAGAGUGAAUAUAUCAGUGAGGUUGGCAAAAUAUGAGAGACACCUAACUCUGG